Solanum dulcamara is the source of this 1276-nucleotide messenger RNA. RefSeq lists its product as uncharacterized. Gene Ontology annotation, cellular component: membrane. Gene Ontology annotation, molecular function: ER lumen protein retrieval receptor activity. Gene Ontology annotation, biological process: protein retention in ER lumen. The transcript is spliced from 6 exons. Lineage: Eukaryota; Viridiplantae; Streptophyta; Magnoliopsida; Solanales; Solanaceae. The record is from RefSeq and is a predicted model, not a curated record. The coding region runs from base 156 to 974 and encodes 272 amino acids.
UAGGUUAGUGGUGUCCAAGUCCAAGUCCAACUCCAAGCAAGAUCCUCCUGAUUCCUAAAUUAUUUAUUUUUCACCAAUAUUUACUUUUUCCGAUAUUUCAAUCUUUGAUUUCAUCGUUGAAUUUUAGGUAUAUCCAUAAAUCCAGAAAUAUCAGUAUGAGGACGACACGGAGGCCGAUCCAAGUCGUGUCGACAUGGGUCCGCCGGCAACCGCCAAAGGUGAAAGCUUUCCUGGCCGUGAUUACCGGUAUGGCGGCGUUGGUGUUGCUACGCGCCAUCGUUCACGAUCACGAUAAUCUCUUCGUCGCCGCCGAAGCUGUUCAUUCAAUUGGAAUCUCCGUUCUCAUCUAUAAGCUCAUGAAAGAAAAAACUUGUGCCGGGCUUUCACUCAAAUCCCAGGAGCUCACUGCUAUGUUUUUGGCUGUUAGACUGUAUUGCAGUUUUGUCAUGGAAUAUGAUAUACACACCUUACUUGAUUUAGCUACGUUAGCUACGACCUUGUGGGUUAUUUAUAUGAUCCGGUUUAAUCUUAGAUCAAGUUACAUGGAGGACAAAGACAAUUUUUUAAUCUAUUAUGUGGUUAUCCCUUGUGCUGCCUUAGCUUUACUAAUUCAUCCAUCUACAUCACAUCUCUUCGUCAAUAGAGUCUUCUGGGCAUUCUGUGUUUACUUGGAGGCAGUUUCUGUGCUACCUCAACUUCGUGUCAUGCAAAACACUAAGAUAGUUGAACCAUUCACAGCUCAUUAUGUAUUUGCAUUGGGUGUUGCAAGGUUCUUAAGCUGUGCUCACUGGGUUCUCCAGGUUUUGGACAGUCGCGGCCAUCUGCUGGUAGCAUUGGGUCAUGGUCUAUGGCCUUCUAUGGUUUUGAUAUCUGAAAUAGUUCAAACCUUCAUCCUAGCAGACUUCUGUUACUACUAUGUUAAAAGUGUUUUCGGUGGACAACUGGUAAUGCGUCUUCCUUCUGGGGUCGUGUAACUGACGAUUGUGAUAGUUAUGGACAGAAAUUUCACAUUCGUUUGUAGCUUUUUUUUUUUUGCUUAUCUUGGGUUUCUCUAGAAGGUCCCAGCUUUUGUCUAGGAUCCUUCAGGUGCAAAAUCAGGUGUGCGCCUUUUGUGAAGUUAGCACUAUCUUAAUUAUAUAAGCAGUAGAUUUUCUUGCUAUCAUAGACUAUUUUACUUUGUUUAGCAGUUAGCACUGACAUAUGGCUUUCGGAUACGUACUCAUUUUUGUACUUAUGUACUAAUCUACCACAAUGAAUGAUCAAUGAUUCUCAUGCA